Molecule: messenger RNA, 255 nt
Organism: Dibothriocephalus latus
Lineage: Eukaryota; Metazoa; Platyhelminthes; Cestoda; Diphyllobothriidea; Diphyllobothriidae
Source: the annotation of a GenBank genome assembly
AAGCGGGAGGGCUGGGUUCCCUCCGCGGCUGUUGUCGUCUCCAACGAACUCGUGAGAGAGGCCGAGACGACAGCGGCGGAAGUUAACAAGGCCAACGAGGCCCGUCUCGUGCUCAUGCGGCAGAUCGACCAGGUGGCUGACUACCUGCUGCAGGCUCGAGCAGCCAAGCGAUCGACCGAUGAGAUUGCCGGCCUACAACGCAAUCUGGAGGAUCUGGAGGCGGAAUUGUGUCGACUAGGACAUGCGGACAAUUAG